Colletotrichum karsti is the source of this 948-nucleotide messenger RNA. RefSeq lists its product as uncharacterized. NCBI's taxonomy places the organism in Eukaryota, Fungi, Ascomycota, Sordariomycetes, Glomerellales, Glomerellaceae. The transcript has a single exon. The record is from RefSeq and is a predicted model, not a curated record. Gene Ontology annotation, molecular function: hydrolase activity. The coding region runs from base 1 to 948 and encodes 315 amino acids.
AUGGCCAUGGGUCUUUCUGUUGACGCGGAGUUUCUCUCAGCCCUUAAGCCCUUCCUAGAGGGCCAGGCGCAGGUAGAGAAGCCGCAGCUCCAUGACGUCGCUGCCCGAAGGGCGCGCUACGAUGCCAUUGGUGGCCAAGUGCCCAUAAUCCCAGAGUCGGUUGUGUUCGAGACUCUGAUGAUUCGUCAAGAGGAAGGGCCUGGGCUACGCGUGUACCAUCUGAAACCACAGAAUAUCAGCUCUUCUACCGCCGCCGCUGUUCACUUUCACGGUGGGGGCUUGAUCUCCUGUACUCCUGACAUCGCCACCGAGCGCCUCGCCUCUUACGUCCGAGAUACUGGUGUUCAGAUCUUCUCAGUCGACUAUAGGCUCGCGCCAGAGCAUCGCUACCCUGCUGCCCUCGACGACGGCUGGUUCACUCUUGCUUGGGUUCAUGAGAACGCUCCGCAGCUUCUGGUCGACCGGACUCGCAUCGCCGUCAUGGGAGAUAGCGCCGGCGGCGGGCUUGCCGCAGCCCUGAGUAUUCGAGCGCGAGACGAGCAGCUUUCACCACCCAUCGCGCGUCAAAUUCUCUGCUCUCCGAUGCUCGAUGACCGCACCACAGGCGAUGUUCCCGGCGACUUCAAGCUUUGGGAUGCCGAAGACAACCUCACGGCAUGGACGGCAUACCUGGGCGAAUCACCUGGUGGGAACGAAGUCCCAGCAACGGCUGCACCAGCUAGGGUGGCGGAGGUGGAGGGCCUUCCUCCCUUGUACUUGGAUACGAGCCAGUUUGAUCUCUUUGUAAAGGAAAACUUGGAUUGGGUGCGCCGGUUUGUCGAGGCCGGUGUCGAGGUUGAGUGCCAUGUCAGCCCAGGCCUCCCUCACGGCUUCGACAGCCUCUUGCCAUCCCAUCGGGUGACGCUAGAGUACGAAGAGCACAGGAAGAGAAACCUGAGGAUGUUGUAA